UCGCGCUCUAAUUGACAGCACCCCCCGUACACGCUCACCACCAUGUACAAGCUCAUCCGUCGUAUAUCCAGUUCGUUCUUCCCCCGGCCAGACAGACCAUGGAGCGAGGAUGCUACGUCCACGGCCCCAGUCAUUGGGCGCAAACGUCGGAAUAGUUCCAUAGAGCCUGAUGAGUCUGAUGAGCGUGCUGUGUUCAAGCGAAACCGCACCGAUUCUGCGGAUGUCGAGGAAGGUCCCUCAUCCAGUCCUCAAAGAGAGGAGUCGCCGUCGAAGGAUGGCGAAGGUGUGAAGGAGGUCACUGAGGGGGUGCGGGAAGUGGAAAUUGAUGAUAAGAAGGAUACCCCAGAAGUUCCUGCAGAAGCUGCCGCUUCUGUCCCUCUUCCAGAGUCGCCUGAACUUAAGGCGCAGAAGGAGCCCAGCGAGGAGAAGGAUGUUCCGGAAGUAGCUGCGGAGAAGGCUACCUCGCAGAGCGCUGAAGCGGAUACGGAGAAUAUUACCGAGGUGGCAUCGCAGGAAGCCCCCAAGUUCAACGAGCCCGAGCUUGUCACCACUGUCGAGGAGAAAGAAGCUUCUCAGGUAGCAACCACGAAGAAGAUCGAUGUCGUACAAGACGCUUCACAGGAAGGGGAGGUUCACGCAUCAUAAUGACAUAUAUCUAUACCCUGCUAUCAUCCAUUCACUAACUUCUAUCUAUCAACAUCCCCGGUUAUCUAUCCUUACACGUAUUUUGCUUUCUC
Somion occarium is the source of this 737-nucleotide messenger RNA. The record is from the annotation of a GenBank genome assembly. NCBI's taxonomy places the organism in Eukaryota, Fungi, Basidiomycota, Agaricomycetes, Polyporales, Cerrenaceae.